Messenger RNA from Candidula unifasciata, 1119 nucleotides. The record is from the annotation of a GenBank genome assembly. NCBI's taxonomy places the organism in Eukaryota, Metazoa, Mollusca, Gastropoda, Stylommatophora, Geomitridae.
AUGGGUAAUCGCUUAGGCAGUUGCGUCUUCAAGUGCGGGUACACCUUGUAUGCCGAUACUUGCAUUGGGCGUUGUAUCCACGAUAAGUACAUUGAUGCUUUCCAGAAAGAGUUCGGAGAAAAUGCUGUUCAUUCGCAACUGACUCCAUUUGCGUUCAAUGACCUGCUGAUACUCCCGAUCCCUGUACUGACCAGCAACUAUGCCUACCUAGUGGCCGACGUCUGCGACAACAACUUCGUCUUGAUUGAUGUGGGUGAUGCUAGUCUGAUCAAAAAUGUUCUGUUCGAGCCGGAUGCGAUACUCACCACACACAAACAUUGGGACCACAGCGGUGGAAACAAGGCCAUGAGGGCAACCUUCCCCAAACUGAAAAUAUAUGGCGGGGCCUUGGACCGUGUGCCGGACAGCACACAUGGUGUCUACGACGGCGAUGUCCUUAUAUUUGGCCGACUUAAGUUUACUGCAAUGUGGACGCCUGGCCACACGAAAGGACACAUCGUUUGGAGAUUACACGGGGACAAGUUUGGAACCUCUGACUGUCUCUUCACAGGCGACCAUUUGAUGCUGGCUGGCUGUGGAGCUGCGUUUGAAGGUCCAGUGAAGCAGCUGAUCCGCUCCUUGAACCUGCUGAAAGUAUUGCCAAACGACACGCUUGUGUGGCCGGGACAUGAAGUCGGCCUGGAGAACCUACAGCUUGCAGCUUUUAUCGAGCCGGAGAACGCUUGUGCUGUGGUCAAACUGGUCUGGGCGACAACUCAGCGAGAAGCUAUGCUGUGCACCUGUCCGUCCACAUUAGGUGAAGAGAAGAAGUACAACCCUUUCUUGCGCACCAAUGACGAGUCCUUAUGGAAAGCUUUAGGGAUCUACGACAACGUCAAGAAAAAAACUCUGAAACAAGACGAUAUUGGUUCUGUUUGCUUUGAAUGCAUCAUCGCAAAGGCCAUGGACAUGCGUCGACUAAGACACACCAUCGAGAAAACCAACGAAUCCGGAGAAGAAGGGACCGGUCAACAGGUAGAGGCGGAAAGUAAUGUAGACGCGCGGAAGGAUACCACUACAGCACCUGAUUGUUGUCGGCCAAUCGCUGAUCAGGCAACUACAAAAGAAACCGCUAGAUGA